Ahaetulla prasina is the source of this 9771-nucleotide messenger RNA. RefSeq names its product protein phosphatase 1 regulatory subunit 3F (gene PPP1R3F). The transcript has 6 exons. The coding region runs from base 566 to 3007 and encodes 813 amino acids. Lineage: Eukaryota; Metazoa; Chordata; Lepidosauria; Squamata; Colubridae. Gene Ontology annotation, biological process: regulation of glycogen biosynthetic process. Gene Ontology annotation, molecular function: glycogen binding; protein phosphatase 1 binding. The record is from RefSeq and is a predicted model, not a curated record. Gene Ontology annotation, cellular component: protein phosphatase type 1 complex.
CGCACGUCACAGCUUAUAUUAUUUUCUUUCUUCACCAUUUUUUCUCUCUGACAGAUGUUCGGAGAUUAUAAAAUAAGCGCCCUCCAACAACCAAUCAAGCUCAAAUUGUGUUCCUGGCUUUCUGUCAGCCACGAUGAGUUCAUCCGACCGGAGGGGGCUCGGGAGGAGGCAGGCGACGCCGUGCGCAGCCUUUCCUCUCUCAUCUGCGUGUCGGCCGGCAUAGACCUGCUUGGGUCUCGACUGCUUUGCUCGACGCUUUGCUUGCCGGCUAGGGUCGCCCGCCUGCGGGUUUUUCUCGCGGAAAGGAGACGGAGAGGGUCUUUCUCCCGCCACCCACCCACUUUACGCUCUGCUUUCCGAUUGGCGCAGCCGCUAGCCUGCCUGACACCAGCCUGCGACUCCCGCGUUCCUCGCCUUGCUCUGCUCGCUCCACCUCCCUUCUCCCGGCUCGCUCCACCCCGGCUCGCUGUCGUCGUCGUCGUCCUCCGCCCCCCGCCCGGCAGCUUCGGCAAUAGCAGCAGCAGCUGUCUGUGCCGCUAGUCCGCCGUCCUCCCAGCCGCCCGCCAUGGCUCGCGCGGGGGCCUCCUCCUCCUCCCCGCCACCGCCGCCACAGCCUCCCUUGCCUCUCACUCGGGAGGCGGCCGAGGAGGAGGAGGAGGAGGAGGAGGAGGAAGACGACGGCGAAGAAGACGGAGAGGAGGAGGAGGAGGAGGAGGAAGAUCCCCCAGCCCGGGCUCUCAUGCCACGCUCCUCCCCGGUGCCCAGGCCUCAGCACUCCAGCGCCCCAGAGAGCUGCUCUUCGUCAGAGGACGACGGGGAGGAUGAUGGGCACCACCAGCACCCUUGCUUGGCCAGGCCACUCUCUGAGCAUCCUCCAGGCCUACCUGGGCCACCUUCCCAGCAUGCAGUGCAGGACAGCCGAGGGCUCCCCUCCCAGCAUGCUCAAGGGCACCCUGGACUGUUUUCCCAACAUGCCACUGCAGCUGCCACCCCCAUGGAGGAGCCCUCUCAGCACACCGCAGGCCGGCAUGUGCUGUUUGCUGAUGCCUUGGGCCUGCCCUUGGCACGCUGGCGGCGCUAUCAGCCUUGGCCACCGCCUUCUCCAGAGUCUCCCCCUGAGGUGGUGCCUUCCUUGGCCUCCCUCCCUCCCUCCACAAGUACCCCCUACCUUUUGCCAUCCUUUGUGUUGCAGCCAGUGGGGCAAGAUGAGGAUGAGAAGCUUGAACGGCUGCACCAGGCCAAGGUAGAAUUGGAAGAAGUUUUGCCACCAGAGCCUGGAGAGCCACGAGUGCUUCGUGGUACUGUGCGUGUGCUCAACGUUUCUUACCACAAGGCUGUGCAUGUGCGGGCCAGCAAAGACAGGUGGCAAAGUCACCGGGAUUACCCCGCCCUCUAUAUUCCAGGGGGCUCGCCAGAUGGGGGCCUGACUGACCGCUUUGCCUUCCGCCUGGACUUUGGCGAUGAGGAUGAGGAAGAUGAGGAAGAAGGAGGAGCCCGGCUUGAUUUUGUGGUGCGCUAUCAGACCGAAGAAGGAGUUUACUGGGCCAAUAACCAGGGCAAGAAUUAUAGUGUGGUACUGAAGGGGGCAGCGGCUACCCAAGUUCUACCCACAAGGUCUUCUAAAGAAGGUGAAUCACAUCGGCUCAAGAGCUGUAUGAGGCCAGUCAAAAUCAGUGCCCUCCAGAACAAUUGGCCUCUAACUCCCCAUCAACCCCAAGAUGAAACUCCCCAGCAUAUGACCAGGACCCAGAAACAUAGCCAGAAAUACUGGUCAGGUGAAAAUGAGCUGCAAGUAGAGGACAUAGCUCAGUAUAUUUAUUCUGAAGAAACAAGUGUUGAAGGAAAUCUAUCCAAGGAAUUUCCAAACUCUUCUCUGAUGCAGCCUUCAACUCCAAUAAAACAGAUUCCAGAACUCACAAUUACUGCUAACUCACCAGAAAAGAAGGACCCUUCUAAAGAUCAUCUCGUAGAUUUUACUGACUCCCCACAGGGACAUGCUAUCAGGGUCCACACUACAUCUCAUGAGGAGCUGAAAGUGCCAUUGGGUUUCAUGCUAGGUGCUGAACCCCAUCCCUUGGGACAGUGGGAUGCUCCUGAAUUCAGCAAGUGUGACCUCACCACAGAGGGCUCCUUCAUGGACGAAUGCAUGGAGGAACAGUUGAAAAGAUACCAAGAGCUGCCCCAUCGUUUGGAGGAAGAUGCCAUAGAUCGAGAAUUGGAACAGCUUUACUUGUCCCAUCUGAGCCGGCUUCGAGCAGAGGAGCUUGGAGGAAGAGGAGACUGGUCUGAGGAGAGCUCAGGCAACAACACCAGUCCUGUACCAUCUCUCAUUGCAUUGCGUCAGAGUGUCUUGACUGAUCGUGACCUGAUAGUCAACUGGACAGGCCCAGAGAGAGCACUCAACAGUUCCCUGGCAAAAGAGAUCACACUGUAUUAUGCUAAGCAACGGGGCGAUGACUCCAGAGAUAGUGAGGAGGAGGGAAUUAUGGCAGGAUAUGCAACACAGGGACCACCUGAGGUGGUGGGAUCAGGCCGUGAUAGCCCACCAGUCUUACUAGAAGGCUGCUUUCUAAAUCAUCUGGAAGAGGGAAAUGUCCAACAGAGUCCAAUGAAGGACUCUGACUCCUUUCCCAGCUUGAGAGUGGUGGCACCUAACACCUUGAGGCCAGUAAUUCCAGAGGCUAUGGUGAUGCCCCUUGUAGUUCCAGCCAGGACACUAGUGCCCCUACCAAAGCGGCCCACAGACCUGCCAUCCAGCCCUCUUGAUGCCCCUGGACAAGGCAAGAGCCAGGGCUUCUUGAUAGGGCAUGGCAGCCUCUGGCUAGGUGAGGGCCUUCAUGUCCACAAGCCCCCUGAAACCAGCCCUGUUCCUCAUAAUGAACUUGAAAAAAUCUUGACACGCUCCCUGCGGUUCCUCAGCCUCUUUGUCUUCCUUCCCGUGGUUUUCAACAGCUGCAUGCCUUUGGUGGCCGUUACACUUUACCUCCUUUUGGAUUGGUUCUCAUAAUUGGUAUGACUCUCAGAAGUGCCAAAGGCUCAUGAGAAGAUCUGUAACUUGGCUCUAUUCCUGUUUCACCUGAUCAGCUAAAAAUUUGGCAGUAGUAUCAGAUCUUUUUAGAGUUAAUAGCACAUCUAUUCUAAAUUUCCCAAGGUUCAGAACUAUUUAUUUUUAUUAAAUCAUCUGGUAUAAGAGAUGAAUUGCUUGGACAAUAAAAAUGAGCUUUAUGUGACACUUGCCAUGAAUUGGAUCUGAGGUAGCAUUUGUAAGACUCAGAGCAGGUGACAGAGGGCUCAAAGCCCCAAUAGCCCUCCCAUUCUCCCUUUGCACAGUUUAUUCAAGAAGUUUAGAAGCAAGAGCAUUGUCCAUCCUUCAUUUUCAAAUAUAGAGAGGCAACUAAGCCUUAUCUGAAAGGCCUCAAAUCCUAGUCAAAGAGCCAGAAUAUUAUUUCUCUUUUCAGUCUUUAAAAACAAAAUUCGUUGUUAAGGUUUAGUAGACUUUAUCUCUGUGUCUUUGGCCUUGCUCUUUCAGGUACUUGGCUGAAAUCCAGUUAGCUUACUUAUAAGAAGCAAGUCAUUAAUUUAUUUCCAAUUUGGUAAUGAGGCAAACAUUUCCUAAAAGAACCAUAUUCUUUGAUAUUUUUACAGACAUGCUCUUAGAGGGCUUUGACUGUAACUUAUUUUGUGACAAAGCAAAACAUUAAUAUUAAGGGAUAAUUUCAGACUAUUUUAGAAUCUUAACAAAUCAAACAUUUACAUUUCUAGGAAAAAAAGUCAAAAUGGCCGAUGUAAAACUUAAGAUAGAAUGUUUUGUUUAAAUUUUGUAUGCCCAUUCUCUAUAUAUUAGUGCAAAGUUUGGCAACUAAAUUCCUAGUAAGUAUGAGGAGCCUUUGGUUUUUAUUAUAUUACAAAGUACCAGCCUGUUCUGUCUAAGAGAUUUGGAGAAAUCAACUAGCUAGCUCAGUUUCUAUCUUGCUUUUCUCAUGUGCAAGUACAAAUGAUUACUAAUUAAGUGAAUUCUGCAUUAACAAACAAACAAAAAUCCCAUUGAGUUAAAAAUGACCCCACACCUAGUGCUAAUCUAUUGUAGAAGUUCCUUUGGCUCUUUGGGAAAGAAUGUAGGCUUAGACCUGAAUAUACUACCCCGUGACUUAGCAGUCUCUCAAUGUGAAAAAGACUAAUUAACAGAUGACCCCUAAUCCCCAUUUAUUUUUACAAGGCUGGGAAAUUGUAAAUAUGUUUUGAAAAUAUCAUGAAGCACUUUCUUUCGGAAUGUUCUCCUGUGCCAGCCUCAGUGAAUUUAACAAGAAAAGUCCAAAGGCAAAAUAGCACUUUUGUUGAGCACCUGAUUUCAGAAGGAUUUGUGCAAUCCUGCAUUGUGCUCCACGUUUCUGUAAUUUCCCAUUAUUUGAAUGAAACAGGGAGACAGACAGAAGUUUUCCAUUCCAAAGAAGAUGGCAGCAUUUUCAGUUUUUUGUCCGUACAGCUUCUGCAAAAUACAAUCACAACCAUUCCAGAUGGCCUCAACAAUCGCGCAGCCAAGUUCCAUUCAUGCCCCUAUCCUGAGCCAUACCCAGCUUCUUAGGAAGAAACUUUGGACUGCUGACUGUCUGUGCUUCUAGGACCCCUUUUCACUCCUGGAUCCUACAAUUCUCUGCCACUGGCAGGGUCCAACGUAGAGGACUACAGGAAAGCUCCUUAAAACAGAUGGCCCCAUAUUUAUUUUUGUACCUGGUGGGAAGGCUGACUUUUUCUACCGUAGAAUUCAUCCCAAGAUAGAGAUUUUAUUUAUUAACAACUAGCAGUACAAACCCAGGCUGGUGGGUUUGUAGAAGAUUAAAAUAAUUUAUAUAUACAUGUUUGAUGUCCGCAGCAAAAGAGUAGAUUGGAAACAUCCUGUGUCUUUAUGUGCAAUAGGUUGAUAUGGCACUGAACUUGCUGUAAGAAGAAAGCCCACCCGCUUUCAUGCUGCUAAAUGUUUUUCAUUAACUUCCUCUUGAAUGUUGUACUGUCAACAGCUGCUGUGAUAUAGCUUGUGGGGCCUUGUGGAGGAAGUGGAGAUAUUUGUAUGGGUUCUGAAGCCACUUCUGUCUGCUGAUCCAGACAUGAUCCUGCUUUUCCCAUCCAUUUGGUGAAUGCUCUUAAUUAAGGAACAUAGGGAGGUUUGGAAAGUGGAAUAUUGUUUGUGCUUCAUGAAGAGAGAUCUGUCCUGACGUCAGUCAUCUUAAGAAAAAUCUGUAUUUUCCAGAUAAAAGCUGAGAUCAGAAUGUAAUUAGCAGUCACGGCUAUAUGAGUGUGUGUGAGUGAGUGAGUGAAUGAGUGAGUGAGAAUGUACACAUUCUUUUCUUAAUUGUCCCAUGGUUAACAUUUUUUGAUGUCCUACUAUUGUUCCUUCUGCCUUAUUCAAACUGUCAGAUCCUUCAUCAAACAAAUAUGUCUUAUACAUAUUCCACACCACAUAAGUUCUGAAAAUUAUUUGGUCCCUCCAUUUGGCUACAAAGCAAGCAUUGAUUAUACUUCACGUGUCUAUAGGAACACUGGUCAAAGCCAAAAUCUUCAUAAAUGAGCAGGCUGCCUCUGGUGGCAGAUUGUUGAAUAACAUUAAGGACUGCACAGUGGGAUAUAAACAUAUAUUAUGGAGUAUUAUCCUUCAGAGAGUUCUUCUGCACAACUUGUAUUGAAAUGCAAAAUAUCUGCAUAAAACAUUGCUGUGCUUUUUGCACAGCUCCUGGUCAAAUAAGUUAAAGUGCAGGAGAAUUUAUAUGCAGAAUGUGCUUCAUGUUAAUUCAUAAGAGAUUUCUAUGGAUUUGGGGAUACCCAAUUUCAAAGUAUUUUGAAUUAGCUCUUGUAAAACCAGGCUUACUUCAGUGCUUUUACUUUAUAUUGUUUUUGUUAACUAUCAGCAUUCAGCUGGCCAAUUUAGAGUACAGUUGUUUCAAGGUUCUCCAUCUGCACGUAGGAAGCUAGAGUUUGUGCAAGAAAGCUAUACUAGAUUCUUUCUUAUGUGUUCUUUAUUUUUAAAUGAAGUGUGUUCAGUAAAAUGAAUCCCUACCUUCAGUUCAAUGUUGUGUACUUUAAACAUAGUAUCAAUAACAGCUAGAUUGCAGGUUGUUAUAAAAAGGCAUCUCUAUAACCACCGUUGUGUAUCUGCGUUAAUGUAUAAAUCUUUGCUCCCACUGGAUCCUGUAUACUAACUCUUCACCAACAUUAUUAUAGAAAAAUCAAUGGUUUCUCUUCUCUGAGCAGCAAUAAUAAAAUGUAAUUCAGAGGAGGUAGGAAGUUUGGGUAAUCUUUAUAAUUAAUAUUGAAACUAAAUAGAUGUAAGAGUGCGCAAAUAUAAUUGUAUGCAACAGGUUAGCAUGUAUAAUAAUGACAGUUACUCUUUAUAAUACAUUAACGAGUUACACAUUUUUCCAGGUCAUGAAAAAUACAAGCCAAAAACAACUAGGAGAGCCAAGUUCAUAACUCCUUCCAUUUAUGCACAGGGCCUCAUUAUAUUUCCAAUAUUAUAUUUGCAAAAAUCCAGGUAAUUUUUCAGAACAACAUUAUACUCUGGUAGUAUCCUAGAGCAAGAACAAAAAUGAAUCCUAUGACAUCCUGAAGACCUACAUCUAAUAUAGCAUAGAUUUUUGUGGAUAAUAUUGUUAGAUAUCUGGAAUAGAGAGAAGAGUACUAUACAUGCACAGCCAUUUGGAAGAAUAGGUUAAUGGAGAUGGUAGAAAGAAAGGUCAGGAACACUGAAAGCUAUUUCUAGAUACUGGCCAAUAAUUCAAAAAUUAUCAGUAAUUUAACAAAAGAUCAAGGGUUUUCUUAUUACACUGCAUGUGUUAAAUCAGCUCAUCAGUGUAAGAAUAACUGCCACAUUCAACAGUUCUGUUAAUGGUUGAAGAGUGAUUUAUUUAUAUUUUAUUUGCAAAGUUAAACUAGCUGAAGGUAGUUAUUCAAGCUAAACUAUAUUGCUUAGACUUUGGAAUUAUUUAAAAAUGGUCAGAUAGAUGGUUGUGAUAGCCCAGCUGUCUAAUUUUUUAGGGAUGAGAGGGUGAUUUAUUUGAUCCUUUUUGUGGCUAGCUUUUUAGGCUGUGCUGACCUCUUGUAGUAUAGCAGCUGGUUCUGUCCAGUAGUUUUAUCUUGAUGCAAAUUGACUUAAGCAUGCAGAAUGCAUUGUGGAGAUUUCACUUCUGCCACUGCUAUUUGUAGCUUUGUCCAGAGGAGACUUAUUUUCUGUGAACAGACUGAAUCCAUGCAGUUUGGGGGGUGGGGGUGGGGGUAAGCUGUGCAGGUUGAAUUAGUAUCAAGCUGUGGAUUUAUAAAUGAGAAAUCAUGCUUGUUCAGCCCUUGAAACUUAGCUUGCUGGAGAACACUAAAGAAGAGAAUUAGUAGUGGUACAUUUGUUCAUGAUUUAAAAACAACAACUCUGCAUUUUCUUCAAUGUUGCAAUCACCCUAUGGUGUGGAAUUAGAUUACAAUCCCAGAAGCCUUAUUUGUUUGAGCAGCCUUCCCCCAAGAUAGAGCCCUUUAGAUGUCUUGGACUCCAUCUCUUAGACUGAGGCUGCCGCCUUUGAUCAUGUUCCUCAGCCAGGUCUUUCGCUAUGGAAAAAGAUCUGUGCAUGGCAGACUAUAGGGAGCAUGGCAGGGAAUCUGUUAUGUAUCUGCUACUGUAGAGCAAGGAAUUGGAUGGGACUUACGUAUGUGUGUGUGUGUGGGUGGGUGUGUUUAUAUGUGUAUGUGUGUACAUCCUUUUGAGCUGUGCCUGCUUCAGAAGCACUAAUAAACAUCCUGACUAUAGCACUUGUGUCCUUGGGAAUUUUUUGGAAACUACAACAAAUGGGUUAGGGUUAGGUAACUGCUACCAGCUCUCCUGUGAUUAUUUGGAAGCCUCAGCCUCCCAACUAUUUGCCUUCAUAUUCCCCCUUUCCUUCCUUUGAUUCAGUUAAUGACCCAAGAAUAUUAUUUCAAGAGACUGUUCUUCCCCAAUAUAUGAUAUGCACUGAAACCUAAAUUAUUUAACUUGUCAUUAUCAGCAAAAAGGAGCCUAAAAGUUGGUAUUCCUCAAUCUCUGCCCCAAUUGUCACAUUCUAGCUCAUGCAACAGCAGGAAACUUGGGGCCCUCCCAGCGUUGCUGAAUAUGGUUAACAUGGCCAGUAAUAAAGGAUGCUGGGAUUCAGUGACACUUGGAGCACAUGAAUUUCAGGAGAAAAAUAGAGAAAUCUGGUAGUCGGUAAUAUAGUACAAUUCAAUAUGCCUGAAAAUGUGUAGUUGCUGAUUUAAGCUGACUCUUGCAAAAAUAAUUGAAGUUGGUUAAGAGAAAAUCUAAGAACUUGACAAUCUCUUUAGUAAAGUGUACAGGGUACAGACAUUAAUACCCAACUCUGGCAUUAUAUUUCAGUGUGAGAAGUCAACCCAAAAUAGGCAAAGCAACAAGAAUUUAUUUGAACAUGUGUAGAAUUUUUUUCUUCUACAAUGUUUGGAAAAAUUAGGCGCUGUGUGUAUGGACUUCACUCCCUUUGGGAUGCUCCAUCUAGAAACAGUUGGGCAAUUAUCACAGCAAAUAAAUGCUAUACUGAAAAUUAUUAAAUGAAUCACCAAUGAAGGUUGGGAAAUUUCCCGUCAGUAACGGGAGCAUAAUAUUAUUUUAGGACUGCAAACUAUCCAAGUUUAUGAAUGUGCAAGUCAUUGAAUUUAUUUUGCAGAAGACUGCUGCUCUGGUUAGUUUGCAAUCAACAUCUUUUACUUUACAAAAAGACAUUAGCUGCAUGCAGCCCCUUAGGCCAGAUCUUGUUUUUCCUUUCAUGUCUCCCCUAGUUGAAGGGGAGACAAUCCAAAGUGGUGCCUUGAACAAAUAAUAAAAGGACAGCCAAUCCAGAUGAGGCAAAGCAAUCAGAGCUGAAACAAAACAAAGGGCUAUCCGAUAUUCUGUUUUUCACAGUGGAUAUGGAGAACAUUUUGGAAAGCCUAUAAGACAGUUAUAUUUCCAGCAAGUAAUAUUCUAUAAUGCAUUACUUACGAACUUAGAAAUAGCAGACAGACCAUACAGUUAGCAGCUAUUAAUAGCCUUACUCUUCAUGAAUUUGUCUAAUCUCUUAAAGUCAUGUAAAUCAGUAGCUGUCAUUCAAUUGCAUAGCAUUUUGGUGACAGCAUUGUGACAAAGUUAGACCAGCUGCUUGAAGCUAUGGAAAUGAUCAGCCGAUCCAGAAGAGGAUUAUUGUCAGUAGUUGAAGAACAUGGGGUUGACAAAACAGCACCAGUGCAGAGAACUGGCCAGAAGAGUAUUAUUGGAUCCUAGCAGUCUAUAUUAAAGUGUAUAAUGUAAAGAAUCAAUCUCAAAAUGCUAGUUGCUGAGGCCAACCUUGUUAAGCUACCUGGGAAAUGGGACAGGUGCUGCAAUAUUUUCAUGGGUGGAGUGGUAUUUCCAAAAAGAGCAGUUGCACAGUGUGGAAACCUUUCUGUGUCCCAUUUUGCUACUGGAAAUUGAAAAUGAUAUUCUGACUAUAAUUAAGCCCAGUGAUGGCAAAGCUAUGACACGUGUGUCAAAGGUGACAUACUUACAGUUUGGGUGACAUGCCAAUGUUCACCAAUACCUGACAACAACUGCUCUUGAAAGCACACCCUAUUCUCACAGAGUUUUGGGGGAAUUACUCUGGACAUCAUGCUGCCUCCAGAAUCACUGGGAAUUGUGAGAAUGGGGUAUGCUUUCACACUUUUUGGAGAUUACAGACCCUGUGGAAGAACAUUUUCUGAAGCUGUUUCAAGAAUGAAGGCCUUGUGCGACCUGCA